CGAUUAUCAUGAAAAAUAAACGUCAAUAUGCAACCCGUUUUAUAAACUUAGCCACACAAGUGUCACAAAUUAAUCAAAUGUCAUUUCGGAGCACUAUCCAAGUUACGCAUUCAUUCUUAGAUUUUUUAAUUGGAGAAGAUUCAUCAUUAUCGAUUUCAGCUCAAUCUGUUAUUAGAUGGAAUAAGGAAAUUAGUGAAAUUCAUGUGAAUAAGAUGUUUAAUCGAAGUAGUUGUUCAGAAUAUUUCACUUUUGGAAUAGCAGCAGAUGAAUCGACCCGGGGUCAACAUAAAAUAUUUGUGUUGUGUGUAAUGUUCUGGAACUCCAAAGAUAAUAAACCAGAUUUUCAAGUAUUGUCAAUGAAAGAUUUAAAUUCUUGUAAGAGAAAAUCAGUUGCACAAGCAAUAUUUGACACGUUUAGUCAUUUUAAAUUAAAUGCACAGCAAUGCUUUGUAUGCAUCUCAGAUAAUACUAAUUAUAUGAGUGGCAAAGCUGGAGGCGCAAUUUCAUUAUUUAACCAGUUGAAUAACGCAAACCUGUUUCGAAUUCCAUGUGCAUUUCACGUUGCACGCAUU
Racocetra persica is the source of this 572-nucleotide messenger RNA. NCBI's taxonomy places the organism in Eukaryota, Fungi, Glomeromycota, Glomeromycetes, Diversisporales, Gigasporaceae. The record is from the annotation of a GenBank genome assembly.